Molecule: messenger RNA, 1962 nt
Organism: Thunnus maccoyii (southern bluefin tuna)
Lineage: Eukaryota; Metazoa; Chordata; Actinopteri; Scombriformes; Scombridae
Gene: pacrg
Product: PARK2 co-regulated
Exons: 6
Coding region: 140-901 (253 amino acids)
Cellular component (GO): cytosol; vesicle; neuron projection
Molecular function (GO): Hsp70 protein binding; Hsp90 protein binding
Source: RefSeq, a predicted model, not a curated record
ACCAGAGCAAAGCGUCUCUGAAGUUGCAUAGCAACCGCCACAAGACACAACGGGCUUCACGCUUUGAGUCACCUAAAUAUCAAAUAGCAACUUUUCUCUUCGUCCUCGCUUGACUUUAAACAAGAGAAGACCUGUGGAUAUGUGGAGGAACCGGACGGAGCUAAAAGCGCAAGGCUUCACCGUGAAAGCCACCAUGAAGAACUCCGUGGUGGUUGGCCCCCCGGCUGCGGGGGCUUUUCGGGAGCGACCUUCCAAACCAACCACCUUUCGCAAAUUCUAUGAGCGUGGAGAGUUCCCGAUGGCACUGGAGCAUGACACCAAAGGGAACCGCAUUGCAUGGAAGGUAGGCGUGCUGCCCUCUGGUGGUAAGAGACGGAUAUGGAGGCGAGAGAGGCAGCCAUGCAGCCAGAGGAAGUGCAUCUUUGUCAGCAGUAUGAAACUGAGCUUCUGCAAGCGAGGAUGUCAGUCAGAGGGCAAGGUGGAGAUUGAUAAACUGGACUACCACCACUACCUGCCUUUGUUCUUUGAUGGCUUAUGUGAGACCGUUCAUCCGUACGAGUUCUUCGCCCGCCAGGGAGUCCAUGACAUGCUGGAGCACGGAGGCCCCAAGAUCCAGCCUGUCAUUCCCCAGCUCAUCAUCCCCAUCAAGAAUGCCCUGAACACGAGGAACCGUCAGGUGAUCUGCACCACCCUGAAAGUCCUGCAGCAUCUGGUGAUGUCUGGAGACAUGGUGGGAGAGGCUCUGGUGCCCUACUACAGACAGAUCCUCCCCAUUCUCAACAUCUUCAAGAACAUGAACAGGUCAGAGCUGGACCUUAACAGCCAUCUCCAAAAUGGACCCUCGGGUGUCCUUUCACUCAGACAGAGCACUGGACCUCUGACCAGGAGAACAGACUCAUGACCCACAAGCUCAGCCUCUCUGGGGUCCAGGCCUCUAAAGAAAGAACUGCUCUAUUGUUGUAUGAGAAAAAAAUAUGCCUGUUUAACUCCAGGCGGGCAGCUGCCAUUCUCACCACUAACACAGUAAUGUGUCAUUUUGAAGUGCACAAUAAUGAGCAAUCACAUAGUAUCACCGUCCUUGAUGUACCCCUUUGUCUCCCAAAUCAUCUCUCUCUCUUUUGUUUGCUAUGUGCCUUUUGCAUAUCAGCUGUGUUUGUGUAUGUUUGUGUGUGUGUGUGUGUGUGUGUGUAGGUGUGAGACAAUGUUGAGGAUAGUGUAGGAAUUCCUCCAAUGCGAUUUGCACGGUUCUCUUGUUUGCUUGCUGUGAUGAAUCUUAUCCCUAAUGAAAUGCAACAACGUUCCUUAUGAAGGAGAGAUGUGCUCCCUCAUCCAGAAAAUUCUUCCUCUGAGCUCGGAGGAAGGAGGGAAGUCAUCUACUGUACGUCAUUCGAGUGAGAGAGAAAGUGAGUUUGUGGAGUUUUGUAAAGCGGCAGAGGAAGCUACACACGGGGAGAGAAAAUAUUCUGCGGCCGUGGAUACGGAUCGGAUCGGUGCCGACACCGACCUUGUUAAGGAGAUCGGGUAACGGACAGACAUGACCGAUCCACAUUAAACACAAUUUCUUUGUCAUUGUUAUUAUAAAAUGCAGUGUUUCUAAUACCAAUCACAUUCAUUCAGUCACGACUCACUGCUCGCCUUUUGCUUCCAUGUUUGCUUGCAUUAAUACAGCAUGUUACCAAUGAGUUCCACGCAGUGAGGUAUACAGAUUUAAAACACUGGUAUCGGAUCAGCACUUGGUAUCUUGGUAUCAGAGCUUAAAUUGAAGUAUUGGAAUUAGUAUCAGGGGACAAAAAGCCUGACAGAUGCAUCUCUAGUCAUGUUAGAGGCCAAUACUGAUCAAUACGUGAGAAUGAUAAAAGUCUGAUGACAAUAUAUCAGCUGAUAAUUUUUUUCUUUUACCGAUCUUAAACAAACAUUAGAUAAAUAUGUCUUAGUAAAGAUAUUUUACAGUUGAAUAAUAAA